Messenger RNA from Etheostoma cragini (Arkansas darter), 656 nucleotides. It is a transcript of the gene syce3, whose product is annotated as synaptonemal complex central element protein 3. Lineage: Eukaryota; Metazoa; Chordata; Actinopteri; Perciformes; Percidae. The coding region runs from base 157 to 450 and encodes 97 amino acids. Gene Ontology annotation, biological process: spermatogenesis; synaptonemal complex assembly; reciprocal meiotic recombination. The transcript is spliced from 3 exons. The record is from RefSeq and is a predicted model, not a curated record.
GUCCUGUCAGUGGCAGGUUAUGCAUCUUGGCAAACGUCAGAAAUUACAUCAUCACGUUUUAAAAUGAAUUGCAUCGUUUUUUUCUUAAAUUAGCCGCGAGAACUUUCUAUUUCAAACUGUCGUCAAUGUACUGAAGAACGAGCACAGCUCUCUAUCAUGGCCGAGUCAUCUUCGCUCCCCGAGCUUCCGCACAACAUCAACGACGACGUGUUGGAGCUGAACAAGGAUUUGGAGAGAAUUGUUGAAGACGUUGAAAAUAUAUCAGUGCAGCUGACUUGGAUGGCUUAUGACCUGGUGGCACUGAGGACCAGUCCUGAGCUGGGGGCCGCUAUGGACAGACUGGAAGAAGCCUGUCAUAGAUGCUUUGCUGUUGUCUGUGGAGACCAACAACAGGAGCCAGAGAUGGACAUGUGUCCUGACUCUACUGCCACAACACCUGAUCACAUGUGAUUUCAGAGUUUUUAGUUUACAAGACUACCGCACUGAGCUGAAGUGGCAAUUCUUGAUAAAAAUGCUUAAGCUCUGUUUCAAGGUUUACUGUGCUAUUUAGGAGCAGGUCUUUGGACUGAUAUUUCUGAUACUUUUAGCUGUAAAAGAGUUUUAUUCACCAAUGUAAAGACUGCAGCUCUUUGACUGUCGUCAGUUGAUGUUAGCUU